Messenger RNA from Acanthaster planci (crown-of-thorns starfish), 4995 nucleotides. Its product is annotated as solute carrier family 22 member 15-like. Gene Ontology annotation, cellular component: membrane. Gene Ontology annotation, molecular function: transmembrane transporter activity. The record is from RefSeq and is a predicted model, not a curated record. Gene Ontology annotation, biological process: transmembrane transport. Lineage: Eukaryota; Metazoa; Echinodermata; Asteroidea; Valvatida; Acanthasteridae.
AUGCAAUAAGUACAUGCAGCUGAUGCCUACUUCUCUGAUCUGAGCACCUUACUUUGCACAGAGCAGGCUCUUUGAGCUUGCUGUUUUUACAAUUUACAGAAUGCCAUACCAAAGUGACUGGGAGUAUUGUGGAAAAAAUUCAGUCUUCUGCCAUCCUGUAAAUAUUGUGGAAGAGAGUCCCAAUAUAUUGUUACAAUCCAGAAAAGUCCAAACUAUUUAAUUAUUCUGAAUCGGGAAUUUUUUGCGAUGCUAAAAAAAGUCAAACAAGAUUACACUGAUAUAAAAAAUAAGUGAUUAAAAAUGAGAAUAAUUCAAUUAGUUUGUCAAAAAAGGCUAACCAAAAAAUACGGAUUGGAACUAGUUUACAAUGAUAAGGUUACAGAACCAAGAAAAGAUCUUAUUUAAACAAGAUGUUCUUAUGGGCGAGAGCUUGGCAGGCACUAUAGUGAAUAAUGCUGGACUCCACAGAUGGUGAAAAACAGUUCAGUCCUUGACGGUUCAAAAACAUAAGCUGCAACGGGGAUGAAGACCACGCCCAAUAAGAACGACCGGGCUCGAGACGAAACGGCAAAGGGGCGUGAUGAUUGUAGCAAAUACAGGAACUUGAUGAUCCCACAAACUAGAACUGGAUUCAGUUCACAAACUCUCUUCCGGAAUAAAAUUCAGCUCUGCACUUCACUUGGUCUUGAGGAACUUUUCUUACAAGUGUUGCUCCACAGACAACUCGCCACCACAGGUUGGAAUGGUGGAGAAGUCAAUAAGUCAACAACUUCUCACAGCCUGCGUACAGUAGAAUUACCUUCCAAAAUCUCUCUUGGUGUGUGUCUCUCUCAUCUGUCAGAACUCGUCUUUCAUAGUCUACAACUCUUCUAGAAAUUUCUUGGUUUCUACAAAGUUCUUUUCAUUCCUGGGACCUCGUGUGUGAGCGCAAGGCAAAUGCAGGCUAUGCCCAGUCAUUGCUCAUGUUUGGCUACCUGAUUGGGGUUGUUGCCGUAGGCCGGGCUUCGGACAAGUUUGGACGGCGCAGGACCUUUGUCGGGGGGAUACUGGCCCUCGUGGUGGUCCAGUUUAUUUCGGCUUUUACUCAGAAUAUAUACCAGUAUGCCUUAACAAGGUUUUUGGGAGGUUUCCUCUAUGGAGGGGCUGGUCUAGCCGGUUACGUGCUGAUGCUGGAGGGACUUCUACCCAAGAAAUCAGCUCUCCUGAACAGCAUCUUCAACUGUAGCUGUUCAGUGGCUAUUGUGUCGCUUGCAGUGAUGGCUUACUACAUUCGGGACUGGAGACAUCUGACCUUAUUGAAUUGCUUCCUAAUGGCCUCCAUCGUCAUUGUACCACUACUGGUACCGGAAUCAGCCCGCUGGCUGGCCUCCCAGGGCCGCAUCACGGAGGCAGAGGACCAGUUGGUCAAUUUUGGCCGGAGGAAUGGGGUGUGGCCCUGUCCAACCACCAUCACCCUGACCGACAAGAGGGAAGAGACAAAAGGCAAGAGCUCGGUGGGGGUGUUGGACCUGUUCCGCACUCCCAUGCUCAGGCGAAGGAUGAUAAUACUGAUGAUCACAUGGUUUAGUUGUUGUUUGGCGUAUUACGGUCUAACCUUUGGUGCUAGCAGCUUGGGUGGGAACAUGUACGUCAACUUCGCACUGUCUGGGAUCGUUGAAAUACCUGCCACUUUACUCAGCACCUACGCCUUGAAUCGGAUAGGUCGCCGGCCUACCAUGGCCAGCUCCUUGUUCAUCGCAGGUCUUGCCUGCCUUGGAGUCAUGACCUUACAGAAAUCAGAAGGCAGUGAGAUGUCUAGCAUGCAGACAUACCUUGCACUGACUGGCAAAAUGGGAAUCUCUGUGGCCUUCAACUCGGUUUAUCUCUACUCUUCAGAGCUAUUGCCAACAGUUCUCAGAAACACAGGUUUGGGUGUGUGUUCCAUGUCGGCCCGACUUGGGGGAGUCAUUGCGCCUACCUUACCACCAUAUGGAGAGAAAGUUGCCUACCUUGCAUUUGGGUUGACUGCCUUACUGAGUGCCGUGUUGGACAUGACUCUUCCUGAGAGCUUGAACAAGCAGCUGCCAGAGACGAUCAUGGACAUAGAGAAAGGACCAUCCAUGCCAGUACUGCAUCCAGAGAAACCGAUGUUAUCCGCUGACAAUGAUGAUAAGGUACAGUCUGACAGAGGGCUCGGUGUAAAUUCGUAGGGCUCGUGCACCCUUUCAGUGGUAUGCUGAGGAUUUCCCAGACUGUGAAUAAGGACCGAGUUCUGGCUAUGGCAAUGAGUUUGGCACUGGAAGGGUUGUGUAAGUGAUGUUUUAAUGUAUUUUUGGCUUUUUAAUUGACUUGUUCAUGUCUGCAAAUCUUGUUUUUUUAUAAGACAAGUUGGCUGAUGUUUAAGUACGGGUCAUGAAAGCCAUAGGAAAAUAACUCUGAGUUAAUUUUAUUUGUUGAGAGACAAUUAGGUCAUUGGAAAAUUUGAACUGAAAUUCAUUUCAGGAACCUUUCACUUGGGUCUCAAACAAUUUGUGGUUUCUGUUGUAAAUUACUCUGAAAAUUGUUUCCGGCACACACAUUGUUUAUGGGUUUUUAUUUACUGGCUGUAGCUUUGAAUAGCUUUGAAUGAAAAGGGAAACAAUUCCACAUUAAAUGAAGAUGUUUUGCCAAAGCCGGUGCAGUGAGGAUGGAAAGAACUGGACAACAUAUGUGAAUUGCUCUUAAAAACACAAAGAGGUACAUCUCAAUCCCUUGUGAAAUUUUGGUUGCCACUAGAUAUUAUUUGACUGGGAUAGAUAUUCCAAUGUGCUUGGUGCAGGAUUUGAGGCCUACGUUGUCUUGAGGUUUUCAGCCUUCCAGCUGUGAGCGAGGUAGUCUGUAAUCCAAUAAGACACUGACCAUGCUCUGUUAUAAUCAGUUUCAGUCGAGCAAACAAUCUUGACUGGAGAAGGAUUUCUCCCCUUCAUGCGCUAGCUUGCCUUACCCGUGGUCUUCCUGCUGGGCCCUCUAUCUCUACGGUCUCUGUCACUGACUGAGCGAAGGAGCUUUCUCUGUCCCUCCCGGGCAACUCACCUUUGGCUCAGAGAACAAACUAGUAUUAUUUUUAAUUGGUAGUGUAUUUACCCCUGCAUUCCGAUGUCACCUUGUGCACAGAGUGGAGAAGUUUUCACGUUCAGCAUUCAACACAUUCCUGAGUGUCUUCCAAUUUUACUAGAAUUCAUUUGAUAACUUUUGUAGUUUCUUUCUGGUAGGAACAUGACCAUCACGUACGAGUUCAAAAAUUUGGUCAUCCGACAGAAGACAAAAUGUUGACAGUGUUUCACAUUUCUUGAUAUUACCCUAAAUUUUGGUUGAGUGAAGAACUGUCAACAAAAAUUAAAAAUAAGAUGAAUUGAAACACAAAGGUACCAUUUCAAGGAUUUUGGUGAAAUAGUUUAAUUACAUGGUCCCUUUAAAGCCAUUCCAUUUGCUUUUAAAGCACAUGGCUAAGAGUUCAACUUUUCAACAUGGUAAAACAUUGACCAUUUUUGUUUGCAAGGCAUGUGUGCCCAUGUACAUGUAGAGUUUUGGGGAACUUACCUUUUCACUGUGUUAUGCUGAAUGUACAUGUAUGUAUGUGACAGUAUCUAACAACAGUGACAUCUGUAGUCUGCCAACUCAUACUGGUAACAAAAGCUGAAACAGUGAAUCCUUGGCCUGUGAGAUUGACACCUGGCCUGUAAAAGUUUGGUAGGAUUUUUAACACAUGUAUUAUGGUGAAGGUGAAAUACCAUAAAUGCCACAUUAUUUUUGUAUGAAAUAUUUCACUUUGUAUUUUACUCUUCUCAGAUAUCCGCUGAACAAAUCAAGGUAUUUUCAAAAUUUAUUUUGCGAGAUAUUUGUGAGGGGAAGUAGGGAUUAACCUUUUUUCCCAGUUGUUUCCUAUUUUGCCACUAUUCUAAGUCGUAUUAAAAUAAGGAAACAAAGUCCUAAUUUAAAAGGAUACUUUACGAAGGCAUCAUAAUGACGGCAUCCAGGUGAUUUAAUAUACAGUUAAAUGACUCGAUGUAUAGAUUAUUAAAAUCUUAAACUAAUUUUCAAUGAGGUGGAACGUUUAUUCUAAUGUUAAAAUCUUUGAAGAGAAACAUUACAUCAACUUAGCACAUACUCUGCACAGGCCAGUAGAAUCUACAAAGCUAUGGAUUGGAGAGAUUAGCAAAUUUGUUGUGGGCAAGAACUGUCAUCUCUUAUAAUUUGCACCUUUGAAGGAUUUGAACCUUUGCAGAAGAAUGCAGAAAAUUUGUGAUGUUUAUUCAUAACUCUGUGAUGGCCACUCAUAACACUGUAUGACACCAAUUUCUGAUGUCUGACAGCUCACGGGAGCUACUCACUACAUGUAGCUCAAGUCCAGCUGUCAAGAAAGUCCUGACUUCCAAGUCUUUGGAAUACUGUGCAAACUCCCUCCUUGGCAUAUCUAACAUAGGACCUCAGGAGAUUGCAGGUCCAAUUGGCUGUCUUCAGGGUGAGACUUGUUCCAAUGGUUGACCGCGACAUCAGAUCUGGCUGGCAUGCCAGCAGUAAUGUUAAUGUUACUCUUGAAGCUGUUGUGUGUUUCCUGUUGAAGCCUCAUGGUUCAGCCUGCUGGCUUGCGUCACUCUGUUAAUUACUCCAUUAACCCUAACCACGCUGAACCCAACAAGGUUAUGAAGGAUUUCAAUGGUCCCUAGGGGGUAGGGUUAAUACAUUAGCAAAAACAGACUGAAAAGUUUAGUCAUUUAGUUAGAAGAACAAAGAUGAAUGUUGGGAUUACCUAAGGAUUAACUUUAGCUUAGACUGCUUCUUCAAUAUGGUUUUUGCCACGGAGUUACUGACAAGGUUCACAAGCAGUAGAGAUCAUCCUUCUUGGUUCUUGCCAAAAACAGUAUUCUAUCUCCAGGGUUUUGUACAAAUGAUAUACACGGCCUUGACCAUGUAGGCAGAAUCCUUCCUGUGAUCAUUUUGAACAACUCUUUGCUGGAAUGAAGUUGUUUCUUUACG